This is a messenger RNA of Darwinula stevensoni, 1026 nucleotides long. Lineage: Eukaryota; Metazoa; Arthropoda; Ostracoda; Podocopida; Darwinulidae. The record is from the annotation of a GenBank genome assembly.
UUUCAGGAUGUCUAUUAAAGAAGUGACAGAGACAUGUCUUUAGUGGAAAAUACCUCAGAAGGGGUGGGGGGUUGUGAUGGGAGCAUUUGCAUCAAAUGGCCUGGGUUCUCUACACAUAUUGAGGACUUGAUGGCGCAGCUGUGGCGCGAUGAAGCUGAGACAGACGUCCAUGUUGUCUGCCAGGAUGGGACAGUUAAGGUCCAUGCUAUCAUCAUUGCCCUCUUUUCCCCUUCCAUGGCAGAAAUGUUGAAAACCUGCCAGGUGCAAGAUGACCAUGGAGUGACCAUCCUGAUGCCAGAUUUUCAUUUGCAGGACCUCACCAAGUUCUUUUACCUCCUUUACCACCAUCACACUGAACUUGUGGCUUCAGAUGCCUCAGUCUUGUCUGAAAUAGCUUCAUGUCUAACAAUGGACCUCUCCCUCUCGGGUCCCUUUGGGGAUCAUCUUGUAAGCUCCAAACCGCUGAGAAAAUCAAAGGUGGAGGAUGACCCAGAAGUUCCCCUGAAAGAAAACUGCCUGAAUCAAGAUGAUGAAAAGGAAGCAUUUAAACCUCUGAAGAAGAGGAAGAAGUGUUCAAAUGGUGCCAAAAAAAAGUUUCCAGAUGGUGCUCAAAGAAAGAGACGAUUGAAGGUGUCAAACAAGGACAAGGCCAGGCAAAGCCCAGUUGAGGAGGUUGCACUUGAUGACACCUUGGAAAAUGCAAUGUUAAAGAUUAUUUCAACUGAAGAUCUGCAAGAAAAAGAUACUGUUGCAACUGAAGAUGAGAAUAAAAUCCCCGAAGAUGAAGGAUCAAUGGACUUCAAGUGUCCAAAGUGUGGGAAGACAUUGAAGGCCUGCACAAAACAAAGAAUGGAGCAGCACCUCCGCACCCAUGAAGCCAAGAACCGUCUCUACACCUGCGAUGACUGCCCUCGUACCUUCUCCCAUGCAAGCGUCUUGAGAGACCACAAACGUGUUCACAGUGUGUAUGUCACUGAGUGCCUUAUCCCAUCAGCAUGGGGACAGCAGAAGUUGCUGUCCGGCUGA